Messenger RNA from Nannospalax galili (Upper Galilee mountains blind mole rat), 2528 nucleotides. It is a transcript of the gene P2rx1, whose product is annotated as purinergic receptor P2X 1. The coding region runs from base 222 to 1421 and encodes 399 amino acids. Gene Ontology annotation, cellular component: nuclear inner membrane; plasma membrane. Gene Ontology annotation, molecular function: extracellularly ATP-gated monoatomic cation channel activity; ATP binding; purinergic nucleotide receptor activity. Gene Ontology annotation, biological process: response to ATP; monoatomic cation transmembrane transport. The transcript is spliced from 12 exons. The record is from RefSeq and is a predicted model, not a curated record. Lineage: Eukaryota; Metazoa; Chordata; Mammalia; Rodentia; Spalacidae.
AAGAGCUGCUCUGAGCACCCAGGGCUUCUCUCCUUCAACCCAAGCCCCUCCAACUGACCCCUGCCUCCUGACCUCUGAUCUCACCUGCUCUGUCCUCCUCUCCUUAAAAGGCUGAGAAAACCCCAAUCUCCCCACUGCUAUAGCUGUGGGUACAGAUGCUGUGCUGCCGCUGACUGCAAAGGCCCUGUGGGGGCUCAGUUUCAAGCCCCUCCUGACCCACCAUGGCACGACGGCUGCAGGAUGAGCUGUCGGCCUUCUUCUUCGAGUAUGACACUCCCCGCAUGGUGCUGGUGCGCAACAAGAAGGUGGGCGUCAUCUUCCGGCUGAUCCAGCUGGUGGUUCUGGUCUAUGUCAUCGGGUGGGUGUUUGUCUAUGAGAAGGGAUACCAGACCUCAAGUGGCCUCAUCAGCAGUGUGUCUGUGAAGCUCAAGGGCCUGGCUGUGACCCAGCUCCAGGGCCUCGGGCCCCAGAUCUGGGAUGUGGCUGAUUAUGUCUUCCCUGCACAGGGGGACAGCUCCUUCGUGGUCAUGACCAAUUUCAUUGUGACCCCACAGCAGGCUCAAGGCUAUUGUGCGGAGAACCCAGAAGGUGGCUUAUGCAAGGAUGACAGUGGUUGCACUCCUGGAAAAGCAGAAAGAAAGGCCCAGGGUAUCCGCACAGGCAAGUGUGUGGCCUUCAACAACACUGUGCAGACAUGUGAGAUCUUUGGCUGGUGUCCUGUGGAGGUGGACGAUAAGAUCCCAAGCCCUGCCCUUCUCCAUGAGGCAGAGAACUUCACCCUCUUCAUCAAGAACAGCAUCAGCUUUCCACGAUUCAAGGUCAACAGGCGCAACCUGGUGGAGGAGGUGAAUAGCACUUAUAUGAAGAAAUGUCUAUUUCACAAGACCCUGCACCCACUGUGCCCAGUCUUCAGCCUUGGCUAUGUGGUGCGAGAGUCAGGCCAGGACUUCCGCAGUCUGGCUGAGAAGGGAGGGGUGGUUGGCAUCACCAUUGACUGGGAGUGCGACCUAGACUGGCAUGUCCGGCACUGCAAACCCAUCUACCAGUUCCAUGGAUUGUAUGGGGAGAAAAAUCUAUCUCCAGGCUUCAAUUUCAGGUUUGCCAGACACUUUGUACAGAAUGGGACCAACCGCCGUCACCUCUUCAAGGUGUUUGGGAUUCGCUUUGACAUCCUGGUGGAUGGGAAGGCUGGGAAGUUUGACAUCAUUCCUACCAUGACCACCAUUGGCUCUGGGAUUGGCAUCUUUGGGGUGGCCACAGUUCUCUGUGACCUCUUGUUGCUCUACAUCCUGCCCAAGAGGCACUACUACAAGCAGAAAAAGUUCAAGUAUGCGGAAGACAUGGGGCCAGGGGAGGGUGAACAUGACCUCGCGGCCACCAGCUCUACUCUGGGCCUACAGGAGAACAUGAGGACCUCUUGACCUCAGCCUUGGGCUCUGGACUUGACCCAGUGCAUAGCUUCCAGCAAAGGCUGGCAGCUUCCAGCCGGGUUGGAGGCUGUCCCCAGGGGCUUUUCUGCCAGGCAGACACCAAUUUGCCUUCAGUUCAGGGUAGAUACAGGCAAGGCUGUGCAAUUUGGGGAUGUGGUUCCAACUCCACACCCCCAAGGGAUCCCCAUUCGAGUCUCAGCCACUCUGAGUCCAAAAGGCCCCACAUGGCCAGACCCCUCAUGUACCUGUACCCUAGCUUUGUGCUUAUGGCCCAGGCCCUCUCCAUCCCACGCCCUCAACUGCCUAGAUCUGUGCUCUUCCACAUGGCAGUCACUAGCCACAGGUGACUAUUUGAACUUAAAUUAACUAAAAUGUAAUAAAAAGAUGCCUCAGUUGAACUAGCUCAGGAGACACAUGUGGUCAGUGGCUGCCAUACUGGACAGCACAGGGUGUUUUCAUUGGAGAAAAUUCUGCUGGGGCAGACCCACUGGAGCCCUGCUUCUGCUGGAUUACCCUGGGACGGAGGCUCAUCAACAGUGUGGAUGCCAGGGCAUACACCCACCUCCUCAACCGGAAGCAUAGAUAGCAAAUCCCCAGGCCAAGGCUUAAGAAUUGCUGUCCUAAAGCUUUUCUGGUCUAGCCAUAGCAGCCUCAGCCUUGGGCCAGCACCACCUGGCAGGUGCAGGCACUGAGCAGGGGCUCAAACACCUCCAGCAAGUGUGCAGCAUGCUCAUGUGCCAUACAGGGAUUCACACAGCCCUGUGUGCAUAUUCCCAUAUGCAAUCAGCCCUCCAUCCCCACUGUGGGUGGGAACAGCUUGGGUACUGCAAACCCGGCCAUCUGAACACACCUACACCCGAAGCAGAGAUAUGUGGUCCAUGCUGUGUUCCCCCCAUGGGGAGAUGCUCCUUCUCGAGGGAGUCAGGAUAGGCCUGCCCAUUUAGCCAUGGAACCUUACUCAGCUACCUCGGGUGGGGAUAUAAGCCUGACCAAAUCCUGGCUUCUUGCCCAUGGCCCAGGCCCAGCUCUCAUGGCUUGCCCAGCUUGGCUGAAACAUGAGGGCUGAGGAAGCAAGGGGUGGAGUACAAUAAAAGAAAU